Messenger RNA from Pipistrellus nathusii (Nathusius's pipistrelle), 3111 nucleotides. Lineage: Eukaryota; Metazoa; Chordata; Mammalia; Chiroptera; Vespertilionidae. The record is from the annotation of a GenBank genome assembly.
AUGAUGGCGGCCGAGGCCGGCGGUGAGGAGGGCGGCCCGGUGGCCGCCGGGGCGGCGGGCGGCGGCGGCGCGGCCGCGGGCGCCGGUUCCUACCCGGCGGCGGCGGCGUGUCGGGUGAAGAUCCCCGCGGCCCUGCCGGUGGCGGCCGCCGCCCCCUAUGCCGGGCUGUCGGCGGAGGGCAGAGUGGCCGCCGGGACGCUGGAUGGCGGAGCGGCUCUGGGACCGGGGCUCCUGGGAGCCGGGUCCGGGUCCGGGGCGCUGGCGGGAGCCGGACUGUCAGGGGGAGGCGCCGCCGCCGCCGCCGCGGGACCCGGCGGGGAGAUGGCUCUGCCCAAGGGGACCGCCGCUUCGUUGCCCGGCGAGACCUUCCCUCCUCUGCCGCCGCCUCCCCACCUGCCGGCUCUGGGCGCGGGCCUGGGCGCCGUGGACGAAGGGGACUCUCUGGAUGGACCGGAAUACGAGGAAGAAGAGGUGGCCAUCCCGCUGACCGCUCCUCCGACCAACCAGUGGUAUCAUGGAAAACUUGAUAGGACUAUGGCAGAAGAACGCCUCAGACAGGCAGGAAAGUCCGGCAGUUACCUUAUAAGAGAGAGUGAUCGGAGGCCAGGGUCUUUUGUGCUUUCAUUUCUUAGCCUGACAAAUGUUGUCAACCAUUUUAGGAUUAUUGCUAUGUGUGGAGAUUACUACAUUGGUGGAAGACGUUUUUCUUCACUGUCAGACCUAAUAGGUUAUUACAGUCAUGUUUCCUGUUUGCUUAAAGGAGAAAAAUUGCUUUAUCCAGUUGCACCACCAGAGCCAGUAGAAGAUAGGAGGCGUGUUCGAGCCAUUCUGCCUUACACAAAAGUUCCAGACACUGAUGAAAUAAGUUUCUUAAAAGGAGAUAUGUUCAUCGUUCAUAAUGAAUUAGAAGAUGGGUGGAUGUGGGUUACAAAUCUAAGAACGGAUGAACAAGGCCUAAUUGUUGAAGACCUGGUAGAAGAAGUGGGCCGGGAAGAAGAUCCACAUGAAGGCAAAAUAUGGUUCCAUGGGAAAAUUUCCAAACAAGAAGCUUAUAAUUUACUAAUGACAGUUGGCCAAGUCUGCAGUUUUCUUGUGAGGCCCUCAGACAAUACUCCUGGUGACUAUUCACUUUAUUUUCGGACCAAUGAAAAUAUUCAGCGAUUUAAAAUAUGUCCAACACCAAACAAUCAGUUUAUGAUGGGAGGCCGAUAUUACAACAGUAUUGGGGACAUCAUAGAUCACUAUCGAAAAGAACAAAUUGUUGAAGGUUAUUAUCUUAAGGAACCUGUACCAAUGCAGGAUCAAGAACAAGUACUCAAUGAUACAGUGGAUGGCAAAGAAAUAUAUAAUACAAUUCGUCGAAAAACAAAAGAUGCCUUUUAUAAAAAUAUUGUUAAAAAAGGUUAUCUUCUAAAAAAGGGCAAAGGAAAACGGUGGAAAAAUUUAUAUUUUAUUUUAGAGGGCAGUGAUGCCCAACUUAUUUAUUUUGAGAGUGAAAAACGAGCUACAAAACCAAAAGGAUUAAUAGAUCUCAGUGUAUGUUCUGUCUAUGUUGUUCAUGACAGUCUCUUUGACCGGCCAAACUGUUUUCAGAUAGUAGUUCAGCACUUUAGUGAAGAACAUUACAUCUUUUACUUUGCAGGCGAAACUCCAGAACAAGCAGAGGAUUGGAUGAAAGGUCUGCAGGCAUUUUGCAAUUUACGGAAAAGUAGUCCAGGGACAUCUAAUAAACGCUUGCGUCAGGUCAGCAGUCUUGUUUUACAUAUUGAAGAAGCCCAUAAACUCCCAAUAAAACAUUUUACUAAUCCAUAUUGCAACAUCUACCUGAACAGUGUCCAGGUAGCAAAAACUCAUGCAAGGGAAGGCCAAAACCCUGUAUGGUCAGAAGAGUUUGUCUUUGAUGAUCUUCCUCCUGACAUCAACAGAUUUGAAAUAACUCUUAGUAAUAAAACAAAGAAAAGUAAAGAUCCUGAUAUCUUAUUUAUGCGCUGCCAGUUGAGCCGGUUACAGAAAGGGCAUGCCACAGACGAAUGGUUUUUGCUCAGCUCCCAUAUACCAUUAAAAGGUAUUGAACCAGGAUCCUUGCGUGUCCGGGCACGAUAUUCUAUGGAAAAAAUCAUGCCUGAAGAAGAAUACAAUGAAUUUAAAGAGCUUAUACUGCAAAAGGACCUUCAUGUAGUCUAUGCUUUAUCACAUGUGUGUGGACAGGACCGAACACUACUGGCUAGCAUCCUACUGAGGAUUUUCCUUCAUGAAAAGCUUGAAUCAUUGUUGCUAUGUACACUAAAUGACAGAGAAAUAAGCAUGGAAGAUGAAGCCACUACUUUAUUUCGAGCCACAACACUUGCAAGCACCUUGAUGGAGCAGUAUAUGAAGGCCACUGCUACACAAUUUGUCCAUCAUGCUUUGAAAGAUUCCAUUUUAAAGAUAAUGGAAAGCAAGCAAUCUUGUGAGUUAAGUCCAUCAAAAUUAGAAAAAAAUGAAGAUGUGAACACUAAUUUAGCACACCUAUUGAACAUACUUUCAGAACUUGUGGAGAAAAUAUUCAUGGCUUCAGAAAUACUUCCACCGACACUGAGAUAUAUUUAUGGGUGUUUACAGAAAUCUGUUCAGCACAAGUGGCCUACAAAUACCACCAUGAGAACAAGAGUUGUUAGUGGUUUUGUUUUCCUUCGACUUAUCUGCCCUGCCAUCCUGAAUCCACGGAUGUUUAACAUAAUCUCAGAUUCCCCAUCUCCUAUUGCUGCAAGAACACUGAUAUUAGUGGCUAAGUCUGUACAGAAUUUAGCUAAUCUUGUGGAAUUUGGAGCUAAGGAGCCCUAUAUGGAAGGAGUCAAUCCUUUCAUCAAAAGUAAUAAACAUCGUAUGAUCACGUUUUUAGAUAAACUUGGGGAUGUACCUGAACUUCCGGACACUACAGAGCAUUCUAGGACUGACCUGUCCCGUGAUUUAGCAGCAUUGCAUGAGAUUUGUGUGGCCCAUUCAGAUGAACUGAGAACGCUCAGUAAUGAGCGUGGUGCACAGCAGCAUGUACUGAAAAAGCUUCUGGCUAUAACAGAACUGCUUCAACAAAAACAAAACCAGUAUACAAAAACCAAUGAUGUCAGGUAG